AUGGCAGCAGGUGGUGGGGUUGAUGGUGUGCUCCCGGAUCUGAGUCGCUAUGUGGUGUCCCGGCCCAUCUACAAUGAGCCAGCCUUUCAAGAGGAGAAUGAGAGGAAAUUAGUGGUGCCCAAAACAUUCCGGGAACGAGUCCAGAAAACUUGCAGUUGUUCCAAGAAAAAAGCUGUUCAGAUAGCCAAGACCACCUUUCCUAUCCUGGAAUGGUUGCCCAAAUACAGAUUUAAGGAAUGGCUCCUCAGCGACAUAAUUUCUGGUGUCAGUACUGGACUUGUGGGUACUUUACAAGGUUUGGCAUACGCAUUACUGGCUGCAGUUCCAAUUGGAUAUGGCCUCUACUCUGCUUUUUUCCCCAUCUUACCAUACUUCUUCUUGGGAACAUCAAAACACAUCUCAGUUGGACCUUUCCCUGUGGUCAGUUUAAUGGUGGGAUCAGUAGUGCUGAGCAUGGCACCUGAUGAAAAAUUCCUUGUGGUUAGCAGUAACAUGACGGGGUUGAACAAAACGUUUAUAGACACUGAUGCCAGAGAUGCAGAGAGAGUGUUGAUUUCCAGCACCAUCACGUUUUUGGUUGGCAUUAUCCAGCUUGUGUUUGGAGCUCUUCAGAUUGGUUUUAUUGUGAGAUAUCUUGCUGAUCCACUUGUUGGGGGUUUUACAACUGCAGCUGCUUUUCAAGUGUUUGUUUCACAGCUGAAAAUAGUCUUAAAUGUUUCAACCCAAAAUUACAAUGGGGUUCUUUCCAUUAUCUAUACCCUUGUAGAAAUAUUUCAAAAUAUUGCAACCACGAAUAUUGCAGAUCUCAUUGCUGGUCUGCUGACCAUUUUUAUUUGUAUGGCAGUCAAGGAAAUAAAUGAUCGGUUCCGACACAAGAUCCCUGUUCCUAUUCCUAUAGAAGUAAUUGUGACAAUAGUAGCUGCUGGCGUUUCAUAUGGCGUUGACCUGGAGAAAAAAUACAGUGCAGGCAUUGUUAAACAUAUUCCGAGUGGAUUUUUACCUCCUGAACCUCCAGCUGUCAGCAUGUUUGGAGACAUGCUAGCAUCUGCCUUUUCAAUCGCUAUUGUUGGUUAUGCAAUAGCUGUUUCUGUAGGCAAAGUUUAUGCAACCAAAUAUGACUAUGCUAUUGAUGGAAACCAGGAGUUUAUUGCCUUUGGGAUCUGCAAUAUAUUUUCAGGAGCUUUCUCAUGCUUUGUUGCUACUACUGCUUUGUCUCGCACAGCAGUUCAAGAAAGCACUGGUGGAAAAACCCAGAUUGCAGGCAUAAUCUCAGCUGUUAUAGUACUGAUUGUUAUUGUUGCUUUGGGGAAACUGCUAGAGCCUCUGCAAAAGUCUGUGUUGGCAGCUGUGGUCAUUGCCAACUUGAAAGGGAUGUUCAUGCAAGUAUGUGAUGUCCCUCGUUUGUGGAGGCAGAGCAAGGCAGAUGCUAUGAUCUGGGUCUUCACUUGUAUAGCAUCCAUCAUUCUGGGACUGGAUUUAGGAUUACUCGCUGGUCUGGUUUUUGCCCUGCUGACUGUUGUCUUGAGAGUUCAGUUUCCUUCCUGGGGUAGCCUUGGCAGUGUUCCUGGCACAGACCUAUACAAGAACAUCAAAGAGUACAAAAAUGUAGUUGAACCAGAAGGUGUGAAGAUUCUCAGAUUUUCAAGUCCUAUUUUUUAUGCUAACAUUGAUGGCUUGAGAAGCAGCCUCAAAUCCACUGUGGGGUUUGAUGCCAUUCGAGUGUAUAACAAGAGGAUGAAAGCUCUAAGAAAGAUACAGAAGCUAAUUAAGAAGGGAAAAUUGAAAGCGACAAAGAAUGGUAUCAUCAGUGAUUCUGGUACUACUAAUGAGGCUUUUGAAAUUGAUGAAGACCCAGAGGAUCCUGAAGAUCUUGCCAUUCCAACUAAAGAAGUGGAAAUCCAGGUGGACUGGAAUUCAGAUCUCCCAGUCAAAGUCAGUGUCCCCAAAGUGCCUCUCCAUAGCCUAAUUUUUGAUUUUGGAGCUGUAUCCUUCAUGGAUGUAGUAGCAGUGAGAGUAAUGAAAACGAUUGUCAAAGAAUUUGAGAGGAUUGAUGUGAGCGUAUACAUUGCUUCCCAUCUAGACCAUAUUAUCAAAACACUGGACCACUGUGCUUUUUUUGAUGAUAAUAUUCAGAAAGAGAAGUUUUUCCUGACUAUCCAUGAUGCUGUACUCCAUAUACAGAAUCAGGCCAUGCACAGAGACAUCCAGGACCCUAUAUUUGAAAAGAUUUCACUGAUGCAGGAGUCAAAGGAACUAGCAGAAUUCACAGAGACAAACCAGAUUGAAGAGCUUGAUGUUCAGGAAGAGGCUAUGCGCAGGCUUGCUUCAUGA
Messenger RNA from Varanus komodoensis (Komodo dragon), 2331 nucleotides. It is a transcript of the gene SLC26A4, whose product is annotated as solute carrier family 26 member 4. The record is from RefSeq and is a predicted model, not a curated record. The coding region runs from base 1 to 2331 and encodes 776 amino acids. Gene Ontology annotation, biological process: transmembrane transport. NCBI's taxonomy places the organism in Eukaryota, Metazoa, Chordata, Lepidosauria, Squamata, Varanidae. The transcript is spliced from 20 exons. Gene Ontology annotation, molecular function: bicarbonate transmembrane transporter activity; chloride transmembrane transporter activity; sulfate transmembrane transporter activity. Gene Ontology annotation, cellular component: membrane.